UCCUCUCCCGGCCGUACCUGCCCUCCUGACGCUCAGUAGCUUCCCCUGAGUUUUGGUUCCCGAGUUGGAUUUAUCGCUGUGGCAGGCCGGGCUCACGCCAUUUUCUGCGCCUCGGACCCCGUGGUGAGCCCGGCCUCCUCGGGGCCGCGCGAAGUCGGCCGGGAGCGCGCGAGAAAAAGGAGAAAAUGCCUAAAAAAAAGACUGGUGCGAGAAAAAAGGCUGAAAACCGCCGAGAACGUGAAAAACAACUAAGAGCAUCAAGAAGCACUGUAGACUUAGCCAAGCACCCGUGCAAUGCUUCCAUGGAAUGUGACAAGUGUCAGAGACGGCAGAAGAAUAGAGCAUUUUGCUAUUUCUGUAAUUCUGUACAGAAGCUUCCAAUUUGUGCACAGUGUGGGAAAACUAAGUGCAUGAUGAAGUCUUCUGACUGUGUCAUAAAGCACGCUGGUGUGUACAGUACUGGCCUUGCCAUGGUGGGUGCAAUAUGUGACUUCUGUGAAGCUUGGGUUUGCCAUGGAAGGAAAUGCCUCAGUACACAUGCGUGUGCCUGCCCUCUCACUGAUGCGGAGUGUGUUGAAUGUGAGCGAGGUGUAUGGGACCAUGGAGGCAGAAUAUUCAGUUGUUCUUUUUGCCGAAACUUUCUCUGUGAAGAUGAUCAGUUUGAGCACCAGGCCAGCUGCCAAGUUUUAGAGGCAGAAACAUUUAAGUGUGUUUCAUGCAAUCGUCUUGGUCAGCAUUCAUGUCUCCGAUGUAAGGCUUGCUUCUGUGAUGAACAUACAAGGAGCAAGGUGUUUAAGCAAGAAAAGGGAAAACAGCCUCCUUGCCCUAAAUGUGGACAUGAAACUCAGGAGACGAAAGAUCUUAGCAUGUCAACACGCUCCCUGAAAUUUGGGAGGCAGACUGGAGGUGAAGAAGGAGAUGGAGCUUCUGGGUACGAUGCUUAUUGGAAGAACCUUUCCUCUGACAACUGUGGUAAUGCUGGCUACCAUGAUGAGGAGGAGGAUGAGUAUGAAGCAGAAGAUGAUGAAGAGGAAGAUGAUGAAGGCGGGAAGGAUUCAGAUGCUGAAUCAUCAGAUCUGUUUACUAAUUUAAAUUUAGGAAGGACCUAUGCUAGUGGAUAUGCUCACUAUGAGGAACAGGAGAACUAGGAGACCUGCUUGUCCAUUGGCAGUUGUAUGAGAGAAGCAGGAAUGUGUGCUUGAUGAAUCACAUGUGGAUGUUCAAAAGCCCACCUGGGUCUUGUGCAAAAGACAAGUCACUCUAGGCCCAGGAGUAGAGUGUAGCAUUUUUAUAGGACUGAUAACCAGACUUUUAGUGUAAGAAAAUGAGUUUCAAAUGCAAGGUCUUUAUUGAUCCAGGCAAAUGAAGUAUCAUGGAUUGGAUUGUUGCUGAUCUCAGUAAUCUAGUAGGUUUUGCCAAGUAGAUACACAUAUUCAGGAUAAAGGAAUAGAAAGGUAAUAUAUUUAUUUGAAAUUAAAUUACUGUUUUUAUUUAAAAAGCAAUGCUUAAAAAUUCAUUGUGUCUGAUUUUGUAAAUUGUAAUUGAUUACUGUAUUUUUCUUUUAUGUCUACCCACAGAGUAAAAGUCAUAUUCUAAAUUUUCAUUAAAGAUUC
Molecule: messenger RNA, 1613 nt
Organism: Castor canadensis (American beaver)
Lineage: Eukaryota; Metazoa; Chordata; Mammalia; Rodentia; Castoridae
Gene: Noazfp
Product: zinc finger protein 330
Cellular component (GO): nucleus
Molecular function (GO): zinc ion binding
Source: RefSeq, a predicted model, not a curated record